AUGACGAGGCUUGUCAACACUGGUGAAGGCCCGCUCGAGGUGCCUGGAUUCGGCUCCAUCCCCUUAGACUAUCAGCUUCCGCCAGAGGCGCGCUUUGCCCAUGGCCUCGUGGACUAUCGCCACUCCCCUCGCCUGACCAGACGGGAGAUGGCCAUGCUUCGCCUCAUGCAACGCAUUACGGAGCAGCCCGAAUGGGAUCGUGCGAUAUUGGACUCCGAUCAGGCCCUCCUCACGCACUGGCACCGAGAGGCCACGGAAGGACCCGAGGGCUUCCUCAUCAGUGCGGCCGCAUGGGAUUGGUGCCUGGCCGAACUGCGCGAUAAGGCCCGGGAGUGGCGGAAAACAGGCCGUCUUUUGAUCUUUGACAGCUCCUCGGUCGUGUGUCAAUCCGAUGUGUCAGUACCAGGGUCCAACCGACCGUCCCAGGAAAAAGAGCUAAAAGAAGGGUUCCAAGCCGAGGUAGCCCGAUUGCGCUCAUCGCCGCUGGUACUUCCAGAUUGCCCCCUGGUGGAUCCGUGCCUGUAUCCUCUCGUCUAUGGCCACUCCAGAGUCCUCGUUCAUGGCGGCCAUGUGGCUUUGAGCGAUCUAUGGAGCUCGGUGGGGAAUUCUGUCGGAGACAUGCCGGCUCCUCCUCCUCCUCCUCAUCCCCUAGAUGGUCUCCAACAUCCGAUUACUCCUUUUACGGUUUUACAUCGCAAGCCCGGGCUUGGUGGGCAGGAGAGCUGCUGGUCGAACCGCUUUCAAUGGCUUCCCUGUGAAGUACAGUUCAAGGAUACGGCGACAGCGCACACGGACACGGACCCCAUGGACAUCCGAAUCACUUCCUACGUCAAUAACCUACACCCAGUCGAGCACCGUCAGCUGUAUGGACACCUUGAACACCUGAUCGCGCGUUCCAUCCCUUCGUGGAAUGAGGUCUUAUUUUACGGUAAUACCCGUGGCCGCCAUCCGCCACGCAUCCUGACCUAUGGAUGCAGAAUCCAUAAACCUCGCGAGGAGCACCCAUUAUUCGACCGAAUGGAAUCGUAUCCCCGCUGGCAGAUGCAAUGCAAGAUGUACGAGGAGUGGCAAGAGCUUUGUAGCGCGGUCCGGGAGUACGUGCAAGGGCCCGAGCCACCGAAAUGGAAGCAGGCGGAUCCCCUACCCGACGCGCCGGACAAUUUGCUGGAUCUGCUCACUCCGGGACAGUGGGACAUCCCUAAGCAGGUGCGCAUACUUGCGAGACUCAAGCGCACCCGCCAAGCCUGGUUUGAUCACCCCGAGCCCGGGCAUUCCUUUUCGUAUGAGCAAUGGAAGCGAGGCCGAUUUACGGGGCGAGCAAUCCACUCGCAGCGAAUCAGCAGAUUUCCCGAUCCCCUGCACCAUGAUUACACCCCGGUGAAGUUGGAGAAGCAAUUUCGAGUCGAAGGCCUCCAGGUCGUGGUGGAGAUCGCCCGCAUCGACUUGACGCCGGAGAAUCCAACGUACUCCGGGGAGAGCCACUUCCACACCGAGGGACUGCGCAACGAACGGAUUGUUGCCACCAGCGUUUAUGCCGUGGAGGCCAAGAAUGUCACCCAGGCUCGCGUGGCGUUUCAGCACGAAGACAAAGUCCAUGCCAGUGAGCUCCAGUGCGAGGUGCCCCAGGCGCUCGCAACGGUUCUCGAUGUGGACUACUGGAAGCCCUACACCGAGAGGAGACCCCCCCGAGCCCUGCAUACCUUCGGCACGACGCCGCUCAGAGAGGGCCAACUGCUGACCUGGCCCAAUACCUAUCGCACCAAGCAAGAGCCAUUUCGCCUGGUGGACCCCAGUCAGCCGGGGAAUUUGACCCUGGUCAAGCUUCGUCUCGUCGACCCACAUUACCGCAUUUGCUCAACCCGGAAUGUGCCUCCGCAACAGCAUGACUGGUGGGCCACGGCCGCGAGACAGGCAGCCAAUCUAGAUAAGCGCUUACCUCCAGAGCUAGUGUGUUCUGUCAUGGAACACAUUGAGCAUUGGCCGAUAUCUGCGGCCGAGGCAGAAAUCUGGCGUGGAGAAUUUCUCGGCGACCACAAGCGCGCGCAAAAGGCCAUUGAUGCGUGCGUGGGGCACCAUAUUAUCACGCUUCUCCCUUACGAUGAAAAGACGGCACGACGGGCGAGGGAUGGAACAGCUGGUGCUGGAUAUGAAUCCCCGUAAGAUCUUGUCCCGACGCCGGACCGUUCGCAGGGCGUCCGUGAAAAACAGGCUCUAGAUCUAUCUUGCUAUAUUCCGG
Aspergillus aculeatus ATCC 16872 is the source of this 2236-nucleotide messenger RNA. RefSeq names its product DUF4246 domain-containing protein. The record is from RefSeq and is a predicted model, not a curated record. The transcript has a single exon. Lineage: Eukaryota; Fungi; Ascomycota; Eurotiomycetes; Eurotiales; Aspergillaceae. Bases 1 to 2160 code for a protein of 719 amino acids.